AUGUUCAGAACUCCAGCACCAAUAUUCAAGGUUGAAAAGAUGUCAGGAAAAAGAAAGAGAGGGGAAGAUCCUAGUUCGGGCAGUGCUACCAGCGGGAAGCCGCUGACCGCUAUUGCAGCAGCUCGACUAAGGUCAUCAGAAGCCGCCGCAAAAGUUGUAAAACCAGCUGAGAUCCCGCUGGAGCAGGUUGCUGUGCCAGCAAGUCCAUUAUUACAAAGCAAAGAUUCAGAUGUUGAGGAGGUGGAAUCAGAGGAAGAAGUUGCGCUCGUCCAGCAUAAUGUCAAGCUAUGCAAUUGGCGUAGCGAACCUCAAAAUAUACUUUCCGAAACCGACACCGAGCUGAAAAUCAGUCUCAGUAAACAUACGACUAUCGCACUGAUAGGAUGUUUUGAUUUUACGGUGUUACGAGGCGCCGUUAACAUCAACGGUGCCAACAUAGGUACGGUUAGUCGAGACGGCCAGAAAAACAGAGUGCACCGAGCAUAUGUGCCUGCAACACAUCCUAUCUUAAAGAUCCGUGGACUAGAUGGCACAAACCACAUUCAAAUCAAGACUUGCAAAGAACCGGCACCGCUAGCAUCUAUCAGUCCACUUUUCAAAGGGCUUUGGAAUGAGGACAGACGUUAUGGGAAGAAGCGUUCGUUCCGUAUCGUGACCCACUCAGAUGUCGACAUACUCUCUCGACCGUUGCGUCCUGAAGUGACACCGGAAGACUGGCUCCGCGCGAUAGAAGACUGCACCAGCACUCCCUCCAUCACCAUUGUAACUGGAUCAUCAAGCUCAGGGAAAUCUACCUAUGCUCGUCGGCUCGUCAAUCGCUCCCUCACAGGCCUAGGCAAGACAGCUCCAUCCGUUCCAGCUGUGUGUUACAUGGAUCUCGAUCCCAAGAAACAGGAACAUGCACCCGGAGGCCAAAUCUCGCUCGUCGUAGUAAGAGACCUAAACCUAGGCCCAAGUUUCACGCAUCCAUCAGCCAUACCAGCAUCAAAAGAAGCGACGACUGAGAUCAUCCGAGCACACCUCAUUCCUACAAACUUUGCAAACUACGCAGAAUACUAUCAGUCAUGCGUCGAGGACCUUUUCCUUGCAUACAAGACUCUUCGCUCCCGCGAUACCUCGCUACCACUCGUCAUCGACACACCCGCUUUCCUCUACACUUCGGAAUUCGAAAUACUGAGCAAACUCCUGACGAGACUCAAGCCACACAACAUGGUCCUUCUCCACGACACACGAGCCACUGAUACUGAGACGUCUGCCAGGCUUCAACUGCUCCAAACAACUGGGUCGCAAUAUCACGGUACUGUGUAUGGGAUCACCGCUCAAAAACCACUGUCUGUCCCGAUAAGAACGGAGAACGAGCUAUGUGCCAUGCAAAUGCAAUCCUAUUUCCACCUUAAGUCGAGCAGCAUGAGCACAGGUCAACCGCAAACACUAAGCUGGACACCAGAACCCCUUUCACAUCUCGUACCAUGGGAGUUUUGCUACGAAGAAACUGCUGAGCGAUCCCAAGACCUUGCUGCUUUUGCAUUGUACUCUGAGCCCGUUGAGUCAAGCUCUCUAGUGCACGCGCUGAACGGCUCCGUCAUCCAAAUCAUACAGUCUACUUCUUCUGUUGUUUCCAACUCCCUGCCCAGGACACAGAAAUAUAGGAUCCCUUACCUUGCAGAGUCUGAGCGCACGGGUAUGGUGGAGCCGUUGGAUCCACGGUUGACCAGGUUGGUUUGCACUGCGUUGAUUCGUGGCUUCAAUCCGGAUAAGAGGGUAGUCGAAGUGCUGGUACCGAAGACACACGAGUCGCUAUUGUACAACCUGUCGCCCGAUAGGACAGUGUUUGUCGGCGGGUGUAGCGACGUACCUGAAUGGGCGUUCUUAGAGGACGCAUACGCGAAAAAAGCAACAACGUUACCACUUUGGGUAGAGAAAGAAGAUGUGAUAGACAAGAUGGGCUAUAUGAGCACUCUGAGAAGCUGUGUUCUCAGUGUGGCUCACGAACAUGAUGAACGCUAA
Pyrenophora tritici-repentis Pt-1C-BFP is the source of this 2007-nucleotide messenger RNA. Its product is annotated as GTPase or GTP-binding protein. Lineage: Eukaryota; Fungi; Ascomycota; Dothideomycetes; Pleosporales; Pleosporaceae. Gene Ontology annotation, cellular component: nucleus. The record is from RefSeq and is a predicted model, not a curated record. Gene Ontology annotation, biological process: cleavage in ITS2 between 5.8S rRNA and LSU-rRNA of tricistronic rRNA transcript (SSU-rRNA, 5.8S rRNA, LSU-rRNA). Gene Ontology annotation, molecular function: polynucleotide 5'-hydroxyl-kinase activity.